AAUAUUGACAACUCUGCCAACAUCCUAGGAAAAAUUACGAACUAUAUCAAAACCACUCUCAAAGUCGGUGAUCACAAAGAACAUGCCAAAUUCUCUGUCACCGACAUAGGAGAAGACAAUUUAAUCUUAGGACUUCCUUGGCUACGGAAACGUAAUCCAGCCCUUAACUGGAGAAACGGGCAUAUG
Molecule: messenger RNA, 186 nt
Organism: Stereum hirsutum FP-91666 SS1
Lineage: Eukaryota; Fungi; Basidiomycota; Agaricomycetes; Russulales; Stereaceae
Exons: 1
Source: RefSeq, a predicted model, not a curated record